This is a messenger RNA of Galleria mellonella (greater wax moth), 3386 nucleotides long. Its product is annotated as testis-specific serine/threonine-protein kinase 1-like. The record is from RefSeq and is a predicted model, not a curated record. Gene Ontology annotation, cellular component: cytoplasm. Gene Ontology annotation, biological process: intracellular signal transduction; microtubule cytoskeleton organization; protein phosphorylation. The coding region runs from base 1679 to 2788 and encodes 369 amino acids. Gene Ontology annotation, molecular function: ATP binding; protein serine/threonine kinase activity; tau-protein kinase activity. The transcript is spliced from 2 exons. Lineage: Eukaryota; Metazoa; Arthropoda; Insecta; Lepidoptera; Pyralidae.
AUUUUCUUAUAUUGGAUAUUUAUAAACAAUUUACCAUGUUUUUAUGGAAUUUAAUACAUUACAAACAAAUCAGAUAUAAUAGUGCCAAUAUACAAUACCUAAUUCGUUUAUUUUAGCUGUUUGUUUAUUUCUAAGGACUAUUAUUUCAAUCAAACUUAUGACAAAUAAUAAUAAAUAUACAAAUAUGAAAAGAAAAAAACUAAUAUUUGGCGUAUUUAUGGGAAGAGACCGGAUGGGUCCCACCCACUCGAGAAAUGUUAAUGCUCACCCCGGGAUCCGAACGAUACUUCACAAAGACAUUUGAGAGUAAAUAUAGGUACGCGUUAAGAAACCAGGCCCACUCUGUGAAAUAAUCUUAAAUACGCCAAUGGCUAAAUUAUAGGUAAUAAUCGUUGAGGUGCACCAUAUUCAUCAUCAUCAUAUCACUCCCUAACUGUCCAGUGCUAAACAUGUUUCCCCCUUGAGGGGUUUUGCCAGUAGUUGCCACGUUUGGCAGGCAAGUUAGCAACUGCAGUUAAGCUUUCAGAGAUGUUUUAAGAGUGACACUACUGUCAACCCCUCUAUCAUUGGGGGGAAUGGGUUUGUUAGCAAUGAUGUUUGACAGUCCCAUUGCUAGCAAUAUGCCCUAUUAGGUUGACCUCCAUGUGGUUCCCCCUGGAAACCAUCGUGAACAAUUCUUGUUGAAUUCGUCACGGUGGGCUAACUGACCUACUUCAUCCUCACCUAUCAUCCCUCACUGGUGCCCCCCCGGUGUAUAUGUGUAGCGCAGGUGGGAUUACCAUUCCAUUAUCAUCCAUUAAAAAAAAAAAAAACCUCUACCAUUAAUUCCAUUAGUCGCUCUACGUCACCCACAGGAAAGGAAGUGGUGGGACCACAGUGGACAGUUGUACCAUAUUGCUGGGUUAAAAAUCACUAUAUAGACAGUCGCUGGUAAUAUCUGGUUAUGAAAUCGUCAAAUAAUAAAAUAUACGAAAGAAACAAAGAUAUGAAUAGAUGGUGAAAUAAAAAAAAACUUACUAGAUGGUACAUGGAAAUCUUUUUAGUGUACACGAUUUGUUUAAAAUUCAGUUUUAAAUCAGCCCUACGUAUUAAAUUCUGUACAUGAUCUAUUUAUGUAUCAAAUUUUAUCAUAAUACUUUUAGUAGAUACUUUAUGCAAGAUUAACAAAAUUAAAGGUGAGGGAGGAAGGGAUUGUUAGUAAUAGGGUGAAAUAGCCCCAUUACUGGCAAUAUACUCUAUCAAGUCUACCUCCACGUGGUUUCCCUUGGAAACCAUCGUGUUUAAUUUUAGUUGAAUUCAUCAGGAUGGGCUAACUGACCUGCUUUCAUUCUCGUUUGUCAUCUCUCAUUACCAUGCCAUUAUCACCCAUUUAAAAAAAGGAUCCAAAAACAAAGAACAUAGAUAAAGAGUAAUGGCUAUAUUAUAAUAACCUACAGGCUAAAGAAGAAUAUAUUUUAAAGAAUAGACAAUGUGACUUUUAGUGUCACCUAAACACCUCGUAUUACUUUCGUAUUAUACACUACAAAAUGUAAAACAAAAUUUUAGUAAAGAGAACUAAUAAAAACUUAAAAAUGCCUGCAUUUUCUCUGUAUAUGAUUAGUUGGACUAAUCCAGGGCGUGAAAUCAAGACUUGUGCUUGGGAGCCAAGGUGCUGGAUACCUAACCUCAUCUUCAUACCAUGACCGAAUUGAAAACCACUGUAUCAGAAGAAAAUACAUUGUCUUCAAAAGGGUAUAAAUUGCAAAAGUUUCUUGGGGAAGGAGCUUAUGCAAAGGUAUAUUUGACUGAGUAUACAGGAAAAGACGAUUCCCACAAAGCAACACUUGCCUGCAAGAUUAUCGAAACAUCCAAAGCUCCUAAAGACUUUGUUGUAAAAUUUUUACCUCGUGAAAUAGACGUACUUAUACGUCUAAAUCACCCUCAUCUAAUACACAUACAUAGCAUAUUUCAAAGGAAAACAAAAUAUUACAUUUUUAUGAGAUUCAGUGAGAACGGCGACCUCUUGGGAUAUAUUUUGAAAAACGGAUGUGUGUCUGAGAAUCAAUCGAGAGUGUGGCUUAGACAGUUGGCUCUGGGAAUUCAAUACCUACACGAGUUAGAAAUUACACACAGGGAUAUCAAAUGUGAAAACGUUCUUUUAACUGCGAAUUAUAAUGUGAAAAUCUCUGACUUCGGCUUCACAAGGUUCUGUAUUGAUGAAGAUGACCAAUCUAUUUUGAGUGAAACCUACUGCGGUUCCAUGUCAUAUGCUGCGCCUGAAAUUCUCCGAGGCAAACCAUAUUUCCCUAAACCAACAGACAUCUGGUCGCUUGGCGUUGUACUUUUCGUUAUGUUAAACAAGUCUAUGCCGUUUGACGACACACGAAUGCGAAAAUUGUACGAACAGCAAAUGGGAAAGAAGUACCGAUUUCGUUCUCGCGUUGCAAGUAUUCUCUCUUUAGAAUGCAAGUCUAUUAUCAAGCACAUGUUAGAACCUGAUCCUGGUUUGCGAUAUACAGCCACACAAAUAAUCAAUUCAGAGUGGAUUGCUAUGGACAGUAGACUUACUAGUAAGUUCAAAGAAAAUAAUAAUUUCAUAUUUGUAAACUUUCGUGACAGUAUGUGCCAUAUUAAUAUCAAUAUUUCGCUAGCCUUAAACGCAGUUGAAGCAAGUGCACUCAAACGAGCUAAAGAAGAACGUCGACAAUUAUCUGAAUUGCAUAGACAGCCCCCUAAGACGCAAGGAGAUAUUUUAGAAGGUCCACAAAGCAAUUCCGUACACAGGGUAAAGCUUUUUUUUUUUGAGUAACAACCCAAAACUGUAUAGUUAUCCGAUUUUUUUUUUGGGAUUACAAAUGUAUACAUACCUACUCAUUGAUUUUGCAUAAAUUAUGUAAUAUUUCUAAGUCAUACGUAUAAUAUAUUAAAAAAUUGAUACAUAUAUACGAGUAUUAAUACAUUUAUUUAUAUAACUAUGUUGUUUAACAGACAAGUGAAAUGAUGAAAUCUCUUGCUAAUGUAACAUCUAAACAAAAGAAAAUUGAAUAAAUGGAGGAAAAUUCAAAGGUAUUUUUAAUUAAUAUUAUGUAAUUAAUAUAUUAUAAACCUACCAAUACAAUAUAUACCAUAACAAAGUUAAUUCUUUAUAUAAUGAUUAUAGUUUCACACUGAAGAUAAAUUAAAACUAAGCGCAUCUGAACAAUUAACACUUGCUACACGCGGAUAUAAAAUGUUAAAAAAAGUCAACGAAGGUUCUUACGCUAAGGUAACGUGUUUUGUAUAAUUUAUUGCUACAAAUUUAUUUUAUUUAGAUACUAAUUUGUUGUAAUUAAUAAAUAGGUUUAUUUAGCGGAAUACAGGAAUCCGAAUAAAAACGACAAGCUAUCAAUUCUCGCAUGUAAAAUCAU